This is a messenger RNA of Symbiodinium natans, 1755 nucleotides long. Lineage: Eukaryota; Dinophyceae; Suessiales; Symbiodiniaceae. The record is from the annotation of a GenBank genome assembly.
AUGGCUACGGCACGGUGGAUUUGGCGACUGCUUUGGGCGCAUACAGUCUCAGUCUUCUCACUUCGGGAGGUCGUCCAUGAGGAAGGGCAUGUCCGGCUCCACAAGCAGGACGCAGACAAGUCUGCCAUGUACGACCCCGACAUGAUGUAUGACUUUUUGACGCUGUUAGCGAGAACACCGCAGCAACGCUGUGGAGGCUCAUUGCGCUCCGUGGUCCCAGUGAGCGAGCCUUUGGAGAAACAGAUCCGACAAAGACUGAUCAGCUUCUUCGUCAUUCGAAACAUCAAUGGCAAGAAGGUACUUUACGGAAGUGGCGUGGGCUGGAAACAAUUUCAGGACACGACUGGACAUAAGGUAUUGGGACGGCUAUUGCAGGUGGGCGAGGUGAAUGCCAACCACUUCACGUCCUUGAUGGAUUUGGCGGCACUUCUGCGUCGAACGCAAGCCAUACGAAGUUUGACUUUCGACUUUGGCAUCGACCUCCGGGAUUGUUGGGCCGGACUGGAAGACCUCGAACAUCGGCCCGUCUGCGAUCAUCGUUCCAUUGCUGACCUUGCCCAGGACGUCGCCGAUAUCCACGCCAAGCGGGAUGAGACGGGGAAGAGUGGCUCUGCGAUCGUGACGAACAUGCGGCGUUUCAUCAUCAAGAACUUCAAGGACGAUGAAAACCCAGACAUUGUGCGCGAGGUUAUGCCAGCGAUUGAAAAGAAGCUAAAUGAAGAGACCAGGAAGCACGGAGGCUGCUAUAGAACGGCGAUUGCACCCAUCUGCGCGGUGUUGGACACGGCAGACAUCAACAAACGCGUGCACUGGAGCGUCAUGCGGAAGGUGGAAUUGCCCAAAACCAUGGCCAAUCGCACCACGAUGCACAUUCCCAGGGAUUCCAGCCACGAUGAGGUGGACUUCCUGGACCUCAAAGGCCCCAAAUUUUGCGGGGUUCGAGAUGGCAAAAGUCUGUUCGGAGAUGAUGUUGUCUGGCAUCGCAAGGAUGCUGGCUUUGUUCAGCUUUUUCCUUCUGGCCUCCCACUGCGAGCCUGCGGCAGCCGAGAGGCUGCUGCGACACUGGAGCUGGACUCCGAACUCUUGCGAGACUUGCAUAUGACCGACUAUUCGUUGUUCCUGGUACCACAUGAUGUGCCAUCAGAUCUUACGUGCCAGUGUCAGCAUCAGUCGCCACGCUGGCCACUCGUGCUGGAUGCGGAUCCACAGGACGGGCCAUUGCGAUUUGCCGUUGGCAUCAUCGACUAUUUGGAACGACAAGUGAGCUUUUGGGACAGAUGGUUGCAUUUCUCGAUGAGCACGAUGAAGGAGCCAGGUGAAUAUCAGAAUUUUUGGAUGAGGAUGUGGCCGAUGUACUUCCACCUCCCCAGGUACGAGGUGAAAGACGGCCAGGUUCUGCUGGCCAACAGCCCCGUGGGCCAUGGCCAGGCUGUCGACGAGUUGAAGCCCCGCCGUCGAGUUGUAGCCCUGCAGAAGAUUAAAUGGAGAGGCGAGGCAGCCAAGUACCGCGUCGAUCUCGUGGUCGACGGCAGAAACCAGAAAUGCUAUUUUGCGCAGAUUCCUGAAAUGUCAUCAUCUGAUGCUGCCAGCGGCUCGAAGUACAAGGAAAGCAGUCUCUUCACUCCCUGGUUUCUGGCCUCCAGCUUCCGUCUACGCGGGAGAGCGCGGUCGUGUUGUUCAGAUCAGUACGCGGGCAAAGGAAAAGUCUUCGAGGUCUCGCCCGAGCAGAUCAUGAGCUGGGGAGUUGAAGCUUGA